CGUGCCGAUCCCCCCCCCCCCCCCAACCCAAACCACUCCGCGCCGCAGCUCACUCCCGCACGCACUCCCCGAUGGCGUCGCCGGCGACGAUCCCGCAGCGGCAGCUCUUCGUGGACGGCGAGUGGCGCGCGCCCGCCCUCGGCCGCCGCCUCCCCGUCGUCAACCCCGCCACCGAGGCCCACAUCGGCGAGAUCCCGGCGGGCACGGCGGAGGACGUGGAGGCCGCGGUCGCGGCGGCGCGGGCGGCGCUGAGGAGGAACCGCGGCCGCGAUUGGGCGCGCGCUCCAGGGGCCGUCCGGGCCAAGUACCUCCGCGCCAUCGCCGCCAAGAUAGUUGAGAGGAAAUCUGAGCUGGCAAAGCUAGAGUCACUUGAUUGUGGGAAGCCUCUUGAUGAAGCAGCAUGGGACAUGGAUGAUGUUGCUGGGUGCUUUGAGUACUUUGCAGAUCAGGCAGAAGCCUUGGACACAAAGCAAAAUGCCCCAGUUUCUCUUCCGAUGGAAAAUUUUAAAUGCUAUCUUCGAAAAGACCCUAUCGGUGUAGUUGGGCUAAUCACACCUUGGAACUAUCCUCUCCUGAUGGCUACAUGGAAGGUAGCUCCUGCUCUGGCUGCUGGUUGUACAGCUGUGCUAAAGCCAUCUGAAUUGGCAUCUCUGACUUGCUUAGAGCUUGCUGAUGUCUGUAAAGAAGUUGGCCUUCCUUCCGGUGUCUUGAACAUUGUAACUGGAUUAGGUCCUGAUGCUGGUGCUCCUUUGGCAGCACACCCAGAUGUCGACAAGGUCGCUUUUACUGGGAGUUCUGAAACUGGUAAAAAGAUUAUGGCGGCUGCAGCUCCUAUGGUCAAGCCUGUUUCACUGGAACUUGGUGGGAAAAGUCCUAUAGUAGUAUUUGAUGAUGUUGACAUUGACAAAGCUGUCGAGUGGACUCUGUUUGGGUGCUUUUGGACCAAUGGUCAGAUUUGUAGCGCAACAUCUCGUCUUCUUAUCCAUACAAAAAUUGCUAAAGAGUUUCUUGAGAGGAUGGUUGCUUGGGCCAAAAAUAUCAAGGUCUCAGACCCACUUGAAGAGGGUUGCAGGCUUGGGCCAGUUGUUAGCGAAGGACAGUAUGAGAAGAUUAAGAAGUUCAUAUUGACUGCUAAAAGCCAAGGUGCUACUAUUCUGACUGGGGGUGUUAGACCGAAGCAUCUUGAGAAAGGGUUCUAUAUUGAACCCACAAUCAUAACCGAUGUCAGCACAUCAAUGCAAAUUUGGAGGGAGGAAGUCUUUGGUCCAGUUCUGUGUGUUAAAGAAUUUAGCACCGAAGACGAAGCCAUUGAACUGGCCAACGAUACUCAUUAUGGUCUGGCUGGUGCUGUGCUUUCUGGUGAUCGUGAGCGUUGCCAGAGAUUAACUGAGGAGAUCAACGCAGGAAUUAUUUGGGUCAACUGCUCGCAACCCUGCUUCUGCCAAGCUCCUUGGGGCGGGAACAAGCGCAGUGGUUUUGGACGUGAGCUCGGAGAAGGGGGCAUUGACAAUUACCUAAGCGUCAAGCAAGUCACGGAGUACGCCUCUGAUGAGCCGUGGGGAUGGUACCAAUCCCCCACCAAGCUGUGAGCUGGCACGAGAAUUUCGUCUAUUCCAUUAGAAAUUUAGAAUACAUCGAUCCCGCAUGGAACGAAACCAAAAUGACAUUGUGAACUAUGAAGUUGCGGAAUAAAGGUCAGAGUUGAGAGUUGUACUGUACGCUUGUACUUGGUUCGUAUGCAUAGGCUUUGUGAGAUGGUGUUUACUCUGUUCGUGCUACGACUAAGUAAAGAUAACUAGUGAAGGAACGCUACAUAAUGAUGAUUUCAGCGUAACCUGAUAUUCGGUCAAGCCAA
Messenger RNA from Phragmites australis (common reed), 1855 nucleotides. Its product is annotated as betaine aldehyde dehydrogenase 2. Gene Ontology annotation, molecular function: oxidoreductase activity, acting on the aldehyde or oxo group of donors, NAD or NADP as acceptor. NCBI's taxonomy places the organism in Eukaryota, Viridiplantae, Streptophyta, Magnoliopsida, Poales, Poaceae. The transcript is spliced from 15 exons. The record is from RefSeq and is a predicted model, not a curated record. Bases 72 to 1589 code for a protein of 505 amino acids.